AUGGCCCGGAGCGGAGCCGAUCGACUAGCUCAGCAGCUAUGUAACAAACAGGUCAGCGCCCCAGCCUCGCUCCUCCACCAAGAUCGAUCGCUCGGAUCGUCCGCACCUCGAAACCAGUCCCGGUCCAACCCGCUUACUUGCGCUCCUUCAACGCGCCGCGUUCGAACGGAUCCACGCGCCUUGCUUGAUCUGGGGAAUCAGCAGGAGCAGACGGCUCGUACGGCGGUAUCGUGUUCGCAGCAAGACGGGUGUUACGAGCAGGACCCAACGCAGCCGUUCGACGGCCCAGCAUCGGACGGUGUUCUCAGCCCCCUCUCUGACGGUGCUCAGUCAGCCUGCGGCCUCUCUCACCCGCUCGUCGGUGCACUGCGAAGGGCGAGAAGCGCAUCCUGGGUGGGACAGAGCUUCUCAGCCGCACGUCCAGAUUCGGCAACCGCGCGCCGACAGCUUGCCACCGCGCUCAGCGAGCGCACAAUGGAGGAUGUGAACCCGUGGGCAAUCAUUGCCUCUUUGGCGCCGACAUGGGGUCUCGCGUUCGCACUUCGGAGUGUCCACCAUGUGCACGGCACGGACGCACUUCCGUCCUCACGGCCCUUCCUUACUGGUUGGCUUGAUUAG
Messenger RNA from Heterobasidion irregulare TC 32-1, 618 nucleotides. RefSeq lists its product as uncharacterized. Bases 1 to 618 code for a protein of 205 amino acids. The record is from RefSeq and is a predicted model, not a curated record. The transcript is spliced from 2 exons. Lineage: Eukaryota; Fungi; Basidiomycota; Agaricomycetes; Russulales; Bondarzewiaceae.